AUGCUCUCCUCACAGUCAAUUCGCAGGCCUGCCGUUCUCGUCGUCGUCGCCGUCGCCGUCCUGCUAUGUCUGAUCAAGUUGUCGUUCUCGCUGGAUCGCCAGCCGUGGAGAUCUGCUCCCACGAUAGGCCUGCAGCAGGAGCACUAUGAGAGCAGCAACAGUCAUGGACAGCAGAGGCCACAAGGGCAAGUAGAGACCCUUGUUAAGCCUAAGAAUUACAAUAUUACAGGCAUGGUGUUUUUUGGGCGGCGGGAUCGAGCGGCAUCGAUGAAUUGCUAUGUUGAGGUUUGGCUCGCGGACGAUGCGAUUCCACAUAUGGUCACGACCAAAUUAAAAUACCCGGACAGCUUUGCUGUCUCCGCGAACGUCAUCAACGGCCCGCCCUUGUCUUUCCUUCACUUCCACCUCGGUGCUCUGCAUCCAUACUUCCCUGAACUCGAGGCAGAUCCCACUUACACCAACCACAGUAGUUCGGAAAACUGGCGUCCCUCCAGCCACCCCUUCUGGUCCGGCCCGAGCACGUUCAGAUGGCCGCAGGACGGAGACCCCCCGGGGGGGGGCAAACAUCGCUGGCUCCGUGUCAACGACGACAGGGCGCUCCACCGCACCCCUGUCGCGAACCUGACGUAUGACUUCUGGGGCCCUACGUAUGAGAGCUGGGCGAUUGCGGCGCAGCAGCAUUAUUCGCUGCUGGAAAACCUGGAGCGGAAUACCACAGACCUAUAUAAAUUCCAGCCGCCCUGGAAUAUGCAGGGCGAGCGGAUUCGGAUCAAUUGCCUCGCGAUUCUGGGAGACGAUAUUCUGGAUACUGAUGUGGAGCAUUGGCCCAAUAAUAAAGGGGAUGAAGAUAUGAUUGUUUUGGACUUGCCGAAGAAGUUGCAGAGACGUGAGUAA
Histoplasma mississippiense is the source of this 894-nucleotide messenger RNA. RefSeq lists its product as hypothetical. The transcript is spliced from 2 exons. Lineage: Eukaryota; Fungi; Ascomycota; Eurotiomycetes; Onygenales; Ajellomycetaceae. Bases 1 to 894 code for a protein of 297 amino acids. The record is from RefSeq and is a predicted model, not a curated record.